Messenger RNA from Prosopis cineraria, 2385 nucleotides. RefSeq names its product probable inactive receptor-like protein kinase At3g56050. Gene Ontology annotation, molecular function: protein kinase activity; ATP binding; protein binding. The transcript has 9 exons. Lineage: Eukaryota; Viridiplantae; Streptophyta; Magnoliopsida; Fabales; Fabaceae. The record is from RefSeq and is a predicted model, not a curated record. The coding region runs from base 278 to 2218 and encodes 646 amino acids. Gene Ontology annotation, biological process: protein phosphorylation.
UGUGCGGCGUAUUUUAUAGUAGUAUUUCUUUUGCUACAAAAUUGAUAAACAUUUUGAGCCUACGCGUUUUCAAAACUUUCUGAAUCUAAACUAAUUUGCAAGCGCUGGAAACCUGGUUUUGACAUCGCCUCUCUUGCUUCUCCGUCUUCCUUUCAACUAACCAUUCCUUGAGACGCUGGAAGGCUUCGCGAUUCAACUCAGCUCAUCUUCUUUUUCUUGCAAAACUCAGUCUGGGUUCUUUUGUUUCCGUGCGAGUCGUCCUCGAUUAGCAACAAUAAUGAAAAGGAACUGGAAUUUCAGUCAGUUCGGGGAUCAUCGGGGGCUUUUCCCCUUUUUGGUGGUUUGGUUGCUCUUCCAGUGCUUGGGUCUGUGCUGCUCUUUAAAUGACGAAGGUAAUGCGCUCUUGAAGUUGAGGCAGAGGAUAGUGAGCGACCCUCUUGGUGCUUUGUCAAAUUGGAUGGAUGAAGGAGAAGUUGACCCGUGCAAUUGGUUCGGAGUUCAGUGCGUAGAUGGAAGAGUGGUGGUUUUGAAUUUGAAAGAUCUUUGCCUUGAAGGAACUCUGGCACCUGAGCUUGCGAACCUUGCUCAUAUGAAGUCCAUUAUUCUGCGAAAUAAUUCAUUCUAUGGGAUCAUCCCAGAAGAAAUUACCAAAUUGAAAGAGUUGGAGGUUUUGGAUUUGGGAUACAACAACUUCAGCGGAUCUCUGCCAGCAGAUCUUGGGAGUAAUAUCUCUCUAGCCAUCCUUUUGCUGGACAACAAUGAGCUUCUUGGUGGGUUCUCGCCCGAAAUUAAUGAACUGAAGAUGCUCUCUGAAAGUCAAGUGGAUGAAAACCAGCUAACUAAUGCAGCUAAACUGCCAUCUUGUGCAAGCAGAUCCAUUCCAAGGAAUGUUGUUGGCCAAGAUAGUGGAGUUCUGCGAACACUACUGGAAAUUAAAAAUCCUUUAAAUCGUGAAGCUGGUCCCUCUCAUAGCCCUGCCCCUGCUCCAUCUCCAUCCCCUUUACCUGACCCUCCGUCAACAUCCCCAACUCCUUCGGCAGUACCACCAGUAACAUCAAAUAAAACUUCCCCUCAUCGAAAUUCUUCUGCUGCAUCUCCUUCUCAAAAAAUACCUGAAGCAAGAUCUAAAAGUUCCCCAAAAAAUUAUGUUGCAAUUUUGGCUGGAGGCAUAGGUGGUGGUGUAUUUCUUCUUAUUUUAAUUGCUGGCAUAUGCGUCUAUAGAACCGACAAAGUUGCUACUGUCAAACCUUGGGCAACUGGACUAAGUGGACAGCUUCAGAAGGCAUUCGUAACUGGUGUGCCAAAGUUAAAAAGGUCCGAGCUUGUAGCAGCAUGUGAAGAUUUUAGCAAUGUAAUUGGUACUUCACCAAUUGGAACAGUGUACAAAGGGACUUUAUCUAGCGGAGUUGAAAUUGCUGUAGCUUCUGUUACUGUGACAUCAUUGAAGGAUUGGUCAAAGACUUUAGAAGUACAGUUCAGGAAAAAGAUUGAUAUGUUAUCAAAAGUGAAUCACAAGAAUUUUGUCAAUCUACUUGGAUAUUGCGAGGAAGAGGAGCCUUUCGCCAGAAUGCUGGUUUUUGAAUAUGCGCCGAAUGGAACACUAUUUGAACAUUUACACAUAAAAGAAGCUGAGCACUUGGAUUGGGUUACAAGACUUAGAAUUGCAAUGGGCAUGGCAUACUGCCUGCAAUAUAUGCACCAGCUGGACCCUCCCGUAACCCUUAGCAAUAUGAACUCUUCCUCCAUCUUUCUCACCGAGGACUAUGCUGGGAAAAUCGCAGAUUUGAGUUUCUCAUAUGAAACAGCAUCACCUGAGACGAAGACAAAGGGCAGAAAACACACUGAUGAUCCAUUAGCAAGUCGACCGAGCAACGUCUAUGACUUCGGUGUUGUGCUAUUUGAAAUGGUAACAUCCAGAGUCCCUUAUUCAGUUGAUAAUAGCUCACAUGAAAACUGGGCAUCAGAUUAUUUACAAGGAGACCGUCCCUUGAGAGAAAUGGUGGAUCCAACUCUAACCUCUUUCCAAGAAGAGAAGCUAGAGCACGUUGCUGAAUUGAUCAAAUCUUGUGUUCAUCCUGAUGCAAAGCAAAGACCAAGUAUGAAAGAUGUUAGUACGAGGCUGAGAGAAAUAACAAACAUAACAGCGGAUGCAGCAGUGCCAAGACUUUCUCCACUUUGGUGGGCAGAGCUUGAGAUUUGUUCAGCAGAUGGAAGCUAAAUGAUAGGGACUUUCAGAUUGUAAAGUAAGGAGGUUUGAAUAUUCAGUGAUCUUUUUUCUGUCGGUGAAGGCGCAAAGAGUACUCACCUGAAGGUUGAUACAUGUAUGUAGUUUUCACGAUUGCAAAUUUACAUGUAUAUAAGGAGAUAUAAGCGACAUGUGGUGAA